This is a messenger RNA of Vicugna pacos (alpaca), 1790 nucleotides long. The record is from RefSeq and is a predicted model, not a curated record. NCBI's taxonomy places the organism in Eukaryota, Metazoa, Chordata, Mammalia, Artiodactyla, Camelidae.
UGACGGACGUGACGACGGACCAGCGUGAGCGGCGAGCUGGGCAUGCGUGGCGUGCGUGGCGCGCUGCCCUGGAAGCGUUGAACCUGCGAGGUGUGCGGGCGAGUUGAGCGGUGAGAGGCUUCGGCAGCCAUGGCUCCCAACGUGCCCGCGGCCCAGCCGGCCCAAGAGUACCCUAAAGGCAUCCGGGCCGUGCUGCUGGGGCCGCCCGGGGCUGGCAAGGGUACCCAGGCACCCAAAUUGGCUGAAAACUUCUGUGUCUGCCAUUUGGCUACUGGGGACAUGCUGAGGGCCAUGGUGGCUUCUGGCUCUGAGCUGGGAAAAAAGCUAAAGGCAACUAUGGAUGCCGGGAAGCUGGUGAGCGAUGAAAUGGUCGUGGAGCUCAUUGAGAAAAAUUUGGAGACCCCUGCAUGCAAAAAUGGUUUCCUUCUGGAUGGCUUCCCUCGGACUGUGAGGCAGGCAGAAAUGCUUGAUGACCUCAUGGAGAAGAGGAAAGAGAAGCUUGAUUCUGUGAUUGAAUUCAGCAUCCCAGACUCUCUGCUGAUCCGGAGAAUCACAGGAAGGCUGAUUCACCCUGCAAGUGGCCGUUCCUACCAUGAGGAGUUCAACCCCCCAAAGGAGCCCAUGAAAGAUGAUGUCACCGGAGAACCUUUGAUCCGCCGAUCAGAUGAUAAUGAGAAGGCCUUGAAAAUCCGCCUGGAGGCUUACCACACUCAGACUACCCGGCUGGUGGAGUACUACAGUAAACGGGGGAUCCACUCGGCCAUCGACGCAUCCCAGACCCCUGAUGUCGUGUUUGCAAGCAUCCUGGCAGCCUUCUCCAAGGCCACAUGGACCUCCAGCGGGCUUGUCCUCUGUCCGCCUGGAAGCCGGCUGCGGGUACGUGGCCGUCCUGCGUCCCUCUUUGUCCGCUUCGACCUAGUAACAGAAGGCCAGGCGAGACUGCACCACUGCUCAUCACCCUGCGGCGUGAUCCCUGCUCUUAGGUGCUGGGCAGAGGGGAGGGGUGGUCAGGGUGAGGAUGGAGAGGGAGGACUGGGAAGAGCAGCAGUGUUGUAGUGAGCGAUUUCUUUUACAGAGAGUAGGAGUCUUCAAAAGUAUAAGCAAAGGGGAAAUUUAAUGUUUUAAAACACCGAUUGGAGGGUAUAAAUAGAAACAGGGAGAUGCAGCAUUCUUUCUAAGGAAUCAUGUUUUCAUUUACUCUGGACUGGUGACAAUAUUUUUUAAAGCCAGUGCCCUAAUACCUCAGCUUUUAUCAGAACCUCUUGCCAGCCCAGGAGUGCAGGAAAUUAACACGGCUGUCCUGCCUGUCCUGUCGCUUGAAACAGGGUAGGAGUUGACUACUAACCCUGGUUCCCUACUGUGAGAUCAAGCUGUCAUCUCCACACUUGAAAGAGAUAUGGAGUGUGUUCAUGAGGGCAGUGGCUCAGCAAAUCAAGUUUACUGGAGUCGUGCGGCAGGUGGGGCAGGCUGGUCUCGCUCCCUUCCCGACUCACCACUGAUUUACCAGCACACCUGCUCUCGUGGGUAAGCUCUUGGCAGCCACCCAGCACAUGCCACAGUCCUACACUCUUGCCUUCCUCCAUCUAUGAUGUGUGAAGAGACCCUUUUUAAUAAAUGAGCAAGUGUCCUAAACAACAUGUUCCAAAGAUUAUCCUUCCGAUCCUCAAAUCCUGUGACUGGGAUCACUCAACAGCACUGUGAUUUAUUAUUUCCAAUGAGGUGCCUUUCUUAACUGUCCAAAUGCUGCCUUGUUUGGCCCCUAAAUCAAUAAAGUGUGUUAAAAAUUUGUA